Messenger RNA from Actinia tenebrosa (Australian red waratah sea anemone), 2148 nucleotides. Its product is annotated as sialin. The record is from RefSeq and is a predicted model, not a curated record. NCBI's taxonomy places the organism in Eukaryota, Metazoa, Cnidaria, Anthozoa, Actiniaria, Actiniidae. Gene Ontology annotation, molecular function: transmembrane transporter activity. Gene Ontology annotation, biological process: transmembrane transport; monoatomic anion transport. Gene Ontology annotation, cellular component: membrane.
UUCACAAACCUUCAAGGACCGGAACCUGUCCAAUAUUUUUGGUUGAAUCCAGCAAGAAUUUAGGUUUUUCACGGCGCUAGAGAGGCGUUUUUACCCCAUAAACCAUGGAUCACGAAGAUCAUUCACACAUCGAUGAAACAAGUUCUCUUCUCGACGGAUCUACGGAGUCAAACUCAAACGAAAAUAUCAGUUUUUGUACUCGCUUCUUUUGCUGUCGAAACGUCUUGGUGUUUUUACAAUUUUGUGGUUUUAUUACUGUAUAUGGAAUGAGGGCUAAUCUAAGUGUCGCUCUAGUAGCUAUGGUUAACCAGACAUUCGCUGAACAGUCAGGAAAUAAAGUGUUACAACCCGAAUGUAGAAUAUACCAUGGGAAUUCGAGUGACGACGACACAGCUGAGGAUGGUCCUUUCAAUUGGGACCAGCAGACCCAGGGACAAUCAUAUUAUCUGCCGUUACAGGGAAUUACGUAUCCAGCAGCUACAACUCUGUGGAGUAGAUGGGCUACUCCCCUUGAGCGAAGUACUUAUAUCGUAUUCUCAUUCUCAGGUGGUGAUUUUGGUGCUAUUUUUUCCCUGGGUGUCAGUGGAUGGCUUAGUUCACUUGAAUUUGAUGGUGGUUGGCCUCUGGCAUUUUACGUUUUUGGUGGUCUAGGUAUUUUGUGGUUUAUUGUCUGGAUGAUUUUAAUCUAUGAAAGUCCUUCUCAACACCCAAGAAUAGCACCUUGGGAAAAACAGCACAUACUGAAGGGGAUUGGUAGAUCACAAGACAUAGUAACCAUGAGAAAACCAAUGCCGACCCCCUGGAAGUCCAUCUUGACCUCAGCACCAGUUUGGGCGAUAGCAGCACUUGGAUUCUCAUAUGGCUGGGGGUGGUAUGUCUUUCUGGCGUGUCUUCCAUCCUUUUUUAAAGAAGUGCUGGAUUUUAACAUCAAAAAGAAUGGAGUCUUAACUGCUCUUCCUUUUAUUGCUUCUUGGACUAUAAAAAAUUUAUCUGCAAGAUUCUCUGACCUGCUACAGAAAAGGUUUGGCUGUACAAUUGUGAGAAAAGCCUUCAGUACUACAGCAUUAAUCAUAGGAGCAGGUCUCCUUUUACCAGUGGGGUUCUUAAAGUGCAGCCAAGAUGUUUUAUCAAUAGUCUUCUUGACCAUAUCAUGUGGAGCACUUGGCUUGUAUGCUCCAACAGGGGCAACCAACCCAGUUGAUCUUUCGCCAAGAUUUUCUAGCAUCGUGAUGUCAAUUUCUAAUGUUGGGACAAAUAUUCCUGGCAUUCUUUCACCAGUUGUUGCUGGCUAUUUGACCAACCAUCAGGGUAUGAGGGCACAGUGGAAAAAAGUGUUUUACAUCACGUGUGUAAUCUAUUUCUCUGGACUUCUGUUCUUUUUGAUAUUUGGAAGUGGAAAAGAACAGGCUUGGAACUCCCCUCCAGGUGUGAAGGCCGAUGAUGAUGAUAUUGCUUCUAUCGUAGCAAGAAGGGAAUUGCAUAGUGAACCACGUGAUGAUUCUGAUUUUGAAAAAUCGUUUGGACACAGUGUACAGAGUUCACAUUCAGCUGUUAUCUAAAGCAAAUCAUAUAUAACUUGUAGCUUUUUAGAGUCAAAUUAAGAAAACUGUGAACACCAAUGGUAGUAGGGGUCAAGGUGAUGUGAAAAUCCUUGCCAUUCAUCCCCCUACCAUUGGACUGUGUUAUCCAUGUAUCUAUUACUUUGUAUUAAAGCAGAGGUUAUUUUUCUUGCCCUCUGUAGCUGAACAGCAGGUUUGACUUGACCAAAAGCCAAAACGGAGGGCAGAUGAUAAAGACAUCUGCAAGCACUGCUCUGUUGACGGUAUGCUCCUCUAUGAGGUACUAAAUUGCCCCUAUUUCACUUAUGACGACACAUGCAUUAUAAAACAAUAUUUUGUUUUAAUGCUAAUCAAAAAUCAUAGAACUUAGAAAAGUAAUAACAGCCACCAACUACUUAUAUAGUUUUAGGUUUUAUAGCAUAAUAAUAUCUUUACAUAAUGAUAUUUUUAGCAUAAUAUUUUUACAAAAUUGAAUUGUAUUAGGGAAUUAUGGUAAAUUUAAAGAAAUAAUGAUAUUAAUUCAGAUUUGAUGCAUAUUAUAAAUAGCUAUUUAAGAAUACAUGCAUGAUAGAUUUUGUAAGAUAUUGUA